Molecule: messenger RNA, 4987 nt
Organism: Chinchilla lanigera (long-tailed chinchilla)
Lineage: Eukaryota; Metazoa; Chordata; Mammalia; Rodentia; Chinchillidae
Gene: Kbtbd8
Product: kelch repeat and BTB (POZ) domain containing 8
Biological process (GO): neural crest cell development
Molecular function (GO): protein binding
Source: RefSeq, a predicted model, not a curated record
GGUGGCGGGUGGUGUUGGAAGGAGGUGAGCGGGAGCGGGCAGGGGCGUCGGAGCCCGGCGCUAGCUGCGGGCUGAGAGGCAGCUCCGAGGGACCGAGAGGAGGAUGGAGAGCCGGAGAGGAGCCGAAGAGGGAGGAUGAAUGGCUCGGAGGGAGGUGGCGGCGCGACGCGCGGAUGCGGAGGCUGGUACCCGCCGCCGCCGCGACGCGUUCCGGAGGCGGUUGAGGGGCCGCGUGGGCCGCCCUCCGCCCAGCCCGCUCCUGAGUCCCCGCACACACGCGGCUGCCUGCCCGCCGCUGCCUGCUGCGAGCGCGGGGCGGCGGGCUCGCCGGGCUCCCGGAGGAGCAGGCUGGCGUGGGAACUUGCUCGGCAGCCCGCUGUCUGCUCUUUGCCGUCCGGAUUCUCUGUCCCAUUUAAAUAAGUCUUCCCCAACACUGAAUGGGAUUCCAUCUUCAGACACAGCCAACGAUGCCAUGGACCCCUUCCAUGCGUGCAGUAUUCUUAAGCAGCUCAAAACAAUGUAUGAUGAAGGACAGCUGACAGACAUUGUAGUGGAAGUGGAUCACGGGAAAACCUUUUCCUGUCAUAGGAACGUUCUUGCUGCCAUCAGCCCUUACUUCAGAUCCAUGUUCACUAGUGGCCUUACAGAAAGUACUCAAAAAGAAGUUCGAAUAGUUGGUGUUGAAGCUGAGUCGAUGGAUUUGGUGUUGAAUUACGCCUACACCUCUCGAGUUCUUCUGACAGAGGCCAAUGUUCAAGCUUUGUUCACCGCAGCUAGCAUCUUCCAGAUCCCUUCCAUCCAAGAUCAGUGUGCUAAGUACAUGAUCAGCCAUUUGGACCCACAGAAUUCUAUUGGGGUCUUUAUCUUUGCCGAUCAUUAUGGUCAUCAGGAACUUAGAGAUCGCUCGAAAGAAUACAUUCGUAAAAAGUUUCUGUGUGUCACCGAAGAGCAGGAGUUUCUGCAGCUGACAAAAGACCAACUGAUAAGCAUACUAGACAGUGAUGAUUUAAAUGUUGACCGAGAAGAGCACGUUUAUGAGAGCAUUGUAAGGUGGUUUGAGCAUGAACAGAAUGAGAGAGAAGUGCACCUUCCAGAAAUUUUUGCCAAAUGCAUCCGUUUUCCUCUGAUGGAAGAUACUUUUAUAGAGAAAAUUCCAGCUCAGUUUGCACAGGCUAUCGCCAAAAGCUGUGUAGAAAAGGGACCGUCUAGCACCAAUGGCUGUACACAGAGGCUUGGAAUGACUGCUUCUGAGAUGAUCAUAUGUUUUGACGCGGCCCACAAACACUCAGGAAAGAAGCAAACAGUGCCUUGCCUAGAUAUAGUCACAGGAAGGGUGUUUAAACUAUGCAAACCACCAAACGACCUGAGGGAGGUCGGGAUUCUUGUAUCACCAGAUAACGACAUCUACAUUGCAGGGGGUUACCGGCCGAGCAGCAGUGAGGUCUCCAUCGACCAUAAGGCUGAAAAUGAUUUCUGGAUGUAUGACCAUUCCACCAAUAGAUGGCUGUCCAAACCAUCCUUGCUUCGGGCCAGGAUAGGGUGCAGACUUGUAUACUGCUGUGGUAAAAUGUACGCAAUUGGAGGUCGUGUGUAUGAGGGUGACGGGAGGAACUCACUGAAAUCCGUGGAGUGCUAUGACAGCAGAGAGAACUGCUGGACGGCUGUUUGCGCAAUGCCAGUUGCCAUGGAAUUUCAUAAUGCUGUGGAGUACAAAGAGAAGAUCUAUGUGUUACAGGGAGAAUUUUUCCUCUUCUAUGAGCCUCAAAAAGACUACUGGGGUUUUCUAACCCCCAUGACUGUGCCUAGAAUCCAGGGCUUAGCAGCUGUAUACAAGGAUUCUAUCUACUACAUCGCUGGAACCUGUGGAAAUCACCAACGUAUGUUUACUGUAGAAGCCUAUGAUAUUGAGCUCAAUAAAUGGACUCGUAAGAAGGACUUUCCAUGUGAUCAGUCUAUAAAUCCAUACCUUAAGCUGGUCCUCUUCCAGAAUAAACUUCAUUUAUUUGUUCGAGCUACUCAAGUGACUGUGGAAGAACAUGUCUUCAGAACUAGCAGGAAAAAGUCCCUUUACCAGUAUGAUGACAUCGCUGACCAGUGGCUGAAAGUGUAUGAGACCCCGGAUCGGCUGUGGGACCUGGGCCGGCAUUUUGAAUGCGCUGUGGCUAAACUCUACCCUCAGUGUCUUCAGAAAGUUCUCUAACGUGUAGCAGGCCGUCGUGCCUUACUGGAAUCUCAUACUGAAAGCUUGUCUGUCUGAAGGAGUGAUGUCAAUAUUUAAGAGAGCCGAGAGAGUUUGUACACAGACAUGGGUGCUUUUAAAGAUUACAGCGUAGGGAAGGAUUUGCUUUCACUUUUGUGAAGUUUUCAUUUCAGUAAGGAAAAAGUAACAAAGUGCAAUUAUCAGCAUUUUUUUUCCUGGCAUACAACUAAUUGUAUCAUUCGAGAACUGUGCUAAAUAGUCACUGAGAUACCCAAUGAAUCAAGACAACUAUGCACUCUUUUAAGAGCAGUUAGGGUAUUAUUGGGUAGACACAUCCAAACUAGCUUGACAUGACUUUUUGUUUUAAAUACGGGUAACAAUCUGAGGCAAUAUCACUAGGACUUCAUUUAGCUGUGACCUCUCUAACAGAGAAGCACUAACUUAGAUCCUCAUUCUUAAUAUUUAUAUAUAUUUACAUAUAUAUUUUUGUGUACUGUUUUCAAGUGUACUGAGAUGUAAAUGUGUUCUGUUAUAAGACUGAAGGAAAAAUCAGUCUGAGCAAGAACUUUUAGUCUGAUUGUUUCACAUUUUCCAUAUUACCUUAAGUUAAGCUAAAGUUUAAAGUGGCAGUUUUCUGUCGAAAACUUCAAGUGCUAACACUGUUUCAGUUUUUUAAAAUCCUGGAAAGGGCUCAAACGUGCAGGUGGCUGGUGCUAGUAUAAACUAAUUCACGUAGAUAGCUAAGUAGAUUUAAGUGGUCUGAGCCUAUGCUUGUCUUUCAGAUUAGUGUGUUUGUUUCAUGGCUGUGGUAGUGCUCUUUACCUGGUGAACUCUUGUGAUGUCACAAGGCUUGGUACUUAUGUGAUAGAAUAUGACCAGAUACUGGCUAACUGGAGCUAGUCACGGAGCAGCGUGACCGUUGUACCACAUUUGCACUAACAUGGGCUGGUUUGGUGCCUGACCUCCUUUUCCAUCUACUACCUGUCCAGUCGUUUGGUUGGUACAAUGAGAACUAACUUAUAAUGUGAAGUUUAUACCUACCUUUAAAAUUCUGUUUUCCAGAAACAUAAAAUUUUUGCGGUGGUCUAAUAAUUUAAUAGCUUUUGAAGUUUCAUAUUACGGUGACAACCUCAUGUUUUUCUUUUGCACUUCACAGUGAUGAAUACUUUUACAUGGAAAUACUGUUCUAGCUGAAGGGGAUUGAUAAGGAAAAGAGUGAGUGAACAAACCAUAGUUUUAUAGGUACUAGGUCAUUUUUCAUAUAUUAUCCAUACAUUUCUAACAGGAAUAUUAACAUGAGGGUUAAACCAACUUACAUGUAUUUCUUUAGGCAAAUAUCUAGAUCAGUAACUUUUUUUUUCACUAUGCCUGGAAUAACUGAUAAAGGAUCGCUAAGAGUCUGCCUUUAGUUGGAACAGUUUGAUUCUCCUGAAAAACAAACUAGCAUGGUUUGUAUUAAAAAAGGUCUUGCACAAAUUAUAACGCGAUACUGUGAAACAAAUUUAAACCAUUGCCUCUUUGCAUCACAUACCUCGUCGUUCAGAAACUUUCCAGGCUGCUUUACCAAGACCUGUACAAGCAGGGACAGUUUUCUGAAGGGGAAGUUGAAGUGGAAGGCAUUUAUAGAAGUAACACUUUAAAAUCUAGUCCUAGAAAGCUAGAUGUGUGGUUUAUUUUUUUGGCUUUAUAAUUGGCCUUACUGUCUGUAAUCUCUUUUGAAACUGCAUCAGCCCAUAUUUUUCCUCCCCAGUGUUUCUUUGUCUUCUGUUCUUAUCCUCAUGCUGUUUGGGUUAUUUCUGUGAGUCUUGUUUUGAAUAAUUUUUUACAGUUUCAUAUUGCUGAGAGGAAGGAAAAAAUAACCAAUUUUUGCAAGAGAUGUCUGUGUAAUUUAUGUUUGAAAGCUUUGUUGAAUAUCUAAAGUCUCCUGCCACUUUUUGACAAUCUUCUGUAUUUAGAAAAAUGUAUUACUUGAAAACAUGACAUAGAACAUUGAGUUAGCAAGGUAUAGGUGCCGUGUGAUACACAGUAGAACAACAGUUUGAUUAAUUCUACAGUAGAUCUGCACAACAGUUGAUCCUUUGGCAAGAACGACUUAUAUUGAGAGUAUGAUCUAUGCACAGUGUGUCAAAGCCAAGGCUUAGAAUUUGCUAUGGGAUUAGAAUAUAUCUUGAAUUUUUUAUGAGGAACUAUUUGUUUACAUUAUAUAUAGCUGGGAUAUUUUGCCACUUCUAAAAGGGUUUCAAAGAGGGCCUAGGAAGCUAAGAUUAGUGACGUGUGUGGGUUUAUGUAUAGAUCUUUAAAGCACAUUUUCAUAGGAUGAUGAGAGUAUAGUAAAAGGCACAAUGGCUACUAUAGAAUUAAAAGGUCUAACAUAUGCCCGUCCCACUUUACCUAUGUUUUUGCAUUUAAAGAAUGUAAGUAGCACUUUCCUAUAUAUUUUUUACACAUUGAAAACUGGACGUGGUUUAACUGUGUUAUAGGAAAGUAGAAAUCGUAUUCUUUAUUUUCCAUCUUUGUUUCCUGUUAUCCUAUAAAGUUGAUGCUUAAGCAUUAAGCUGAUUUCUUUGGUGCAUGAGAAAAAGUGGAUGUAAUCUGCAAGGAAUCAGAGUCUCUGUAAAGCAGUUUAAAAUGGCAUUCAAUGUUCAGUGCUCAGGUAUGUAGUAAGUACUGUAGUCCUAUGGGAGCAAAUGUGUAGAUAUUUUUAAACAUUUUGCCAUACUUGCACAAUUUUUUGCAUUUUUACCUGAUGUCAUUGUUUCUUACAAUAAAAUCUUUCUGACUGAAAAA